Molecule: messenger RNA, 1564 nt
Organism: Nothobranchius furzeri (turquoise killifish)
Lineage: Eukaryota; Metazoa; Chordata; Actinopteri; Cyprinodontiformes; Nothobranchiidae
Product: protein FAM8A1
Source: RefSeq, a predicted model, not a curated record
AAUGAUUUGGCAUCAAUGACGUUUUACGACGUUACGGUGCUUGUAAACAUGGCGGACAUGAACAACAAAGCUGUGGAAGUGGAUGAAGGAGAAAAUAAACCUUCUGGUAAAGAUGUAAUCCGUGGUUCAGACAACCAGAAGAAACCUUCCGCUGACGGUGGAACCACAGCGGAGUACUGCGAGAAGCUGCAGACAUGGAUGUGGCAGUACUACGCUGGCUAUGUGAACUGGCAGAGCUGGCUAGCGGCGUCGGCGGUGUCCUGCCCUUAUUUACAGCCACCCAGCGGAACCCCCACGGCUGGUGACUGGCAUGCCGGCCCACUCGGGCUUCCGUUGUUGCCGUAUCCACCUGCGGUCAGCCGAGCGGGUGAAGCCCCCGUCGGCGCUGCCGCGCAGCAGCACCAACCGCCGCCUCAAGCUAACGGAAACGCGCAGAGACCGGGGCGGGAGUACAGCAUCCCCUCUCCUCUCCAGAGACUCAUGGCGGAGAUGGUGGACUUCUUCAUCUUGUUUUUCAUCAAAGCUUCUAUAAUCAUCAGUAUUAUGCAUCUGAGUGGAAUCAAGGAUGUUUCCAAGUUUGCCAUGCAUUUGAUCGUGGAGGAGAUCGACGAGGACACGUCGAUGGAGGAGCUGCAGAAGAUGAUGCUUGUUGCUCUAGUGUACCGGAUCUUGGUGUGUUUUUAUGAGAUUGUGUGCAUCUGGGGAGCAGGAGGUGCCACGCCAGGGAAGUUUCUCCUCGGACUCAGAGUCGUUACGUGUGACUCGUCGGUUCUGGUUCAGCCCAACAGGGUGCUCGUGGUGCCAGCCACUAACGUCUCUCUCUCUGCAUCAACUGUCCGGGCUUUGAAUAAGAACUUCUCCAUAGCCUUCUUCUUCCCAGCCUUCAUCACACUCCUCUUCUUCCAGCACAACAGGACUGUGUAUGAUAUGGUUGCCGGUACCAUCGUUGUCAAGCGAUCCAGAGCCAGAUGACGCAGAACGGGACGCGUAAAAUGACUCUGAUGUUUUAGUGAAGCGGCUCCCAGAGCCACUGCUGUGUUCACGCGUCGCAGCAGAGUUCAGGCGUUUGCUGGGAGCCCGCAUCCGUAAGAACUGCUUCCGUUCAUCGUGACCAGCACUGUUUUUCUGCAUGCAUGUCCAGAUAAUGUUUCCGGUGUCUCCUCCUGGACCAACAGGAAGGAUGAUGGGGAUUUAGCCCGUUUUCGGCACAAGUUGCACCUUCACUUCUGUGUGAGGCGAAGGGCGAGUGCCGCCCGCUGCUCAGUAUUUAAGCCGCUGAUGAUUUCGUAUUUCACCCCCAGUAUCUGGCCGUUUCCGCCGGUCUCCAAAGCGGACGAGAGGUCGUGUAAAAUGCAAACACGAAAAGUUCUCUUCUUGGAAAGGUGUGCAUAGAUUUAGGUUUGAUUUGAUCCGCCCUGUUUAAGGCUGAGAUGGAGGCACAUUUAAAGGUUUUUCUCUGUAAGCCGAGGUGUAUCGGACGCUAAAUGUUAACCGUUUAUGUAUUUCAUUAGCAUUUCUGAAUGUUCUCUGAAUAAAACCAGGCCUGUGGCUCUGAAAGCAUGAA